This is a messenger RNA of Diutina rugosa, 579 nucleotides long. RefSeq names its product 40S ribosomal protein uS4 (gene RPS9B). The record is from RefSeq and is a predicted model, not a curated record. Gene Ontology annotation, molecular function: rRNA binding; structural constituent of ribosome. Gene Ontology annotation, cellular component: cytosolic small ribosomal subunit. NCBI's taxonomy places the organism in Eukaryota, Fungi, Ascomycota, Pichiomycetes, Serinales, Debaryomycetaceae. The coding region runs from base 1 to 579 and encodes 192 amino acids. Gene Ontology annotation, biological process: positive regulation of translational fidelity; translation. The transcript has 2 exons.
AUGCCCAGAGCUCCCAGAACUUACUCGAAGACUUACGCUGUCCCCAAGCAACCUUACGAAUCUGCUCGUUUGGACGCCGAACUUAAGCUCGCCGGUGAAUACGGUUUGAGAAACAAGAGAGAAAUCUACAGAAUUGGUUUCCAAUUGUCGAAGAUCAGAAGAGCCGCUAGAGACCUUUUGACCAGAGAUGAAAAGGACCCCAAGAGAUUGUUCGAAGGUAACGCCUUGAUCAGAAGAUUGGUCAGAAUUGGUGUCUUGCCCGAAGACAAGAUGAAGUUGGAUUACGUCUUGGCCUUGAGAGUCGAAGACUUCUUGGAAAGAAGAUUGCAAACCCAAGUCUUCAAGUUGGGUCUUGCCAGAUCGAUCCACCACGCCAGAGUCCUCAUCGACCAAAGACACAUCGCUGUUGGUAAGCAAAUUGUCAACAUCCCCUCGUUCGUCGUCAGAUUGGACUCGCAAAAGCACAUCGACUUCGCCCAAAACUCGCCUUACGGUGGUGGCAGAGCCGGCAGAGUCAAGAGAAAGAGACAAGCCGCUGCCUCGGGUGGUGACGACGCUGCUGACGAAGAAGAAGAGUAA